Messenger RNA from Oryzias latipes (Japanese medaka), 1469 nucleotides. RefSeq names its product selenoprotein P2 (gene selenop2). The record is from RefSeq and is a predicted model, not a curated record. Gene Ontology annotation, biological process: selenium compound metabolic process. Gene Ontology annotation, molecular function: selenium binding. NCBI's taxonomy places the organism in Eukaryota, Metazoa, Chordata, Actinopteri, Beloniformes, Adrianichthyidae. Gene Ontology annotation, cellular component: extracellular region.
GAGCGACGAAGCCAAUAAAAGCUGGAGGGGUUGCUGUGUCUGUGGUUCUCAGGGUAGAAGACAGGAAGAGGUCAUUUCAGUCCCAGGAGACAGGGAGUCACCAUGUUGAGGCUGUGCUCAGCCCUGCCAGCUCUGCUGUGGGCCUCGCUUUCUGUCCUUUCUGCAGAAGGUGACAGUAAUGCCUCUAAAAUCUGUAAGCCUGCCCCCUACUGGGACAUUGAAGGACAUGUACCAAUGCAGGAACACCUGGGAAAUGUGGUGGUGGUAGCUCUUUUGAAGGCUACCUGAGAGUUCUGCCUCACGCAGGCAUCCAAGAUUGGAAACCUGCGUGACAAACUGAACAGGAACAACAUAACGGAAGUUUCUUUCAUGAUAGUAAACGAGCUGGAAGCUCUUUCCCAAACCAUGCACUGGAAGCUGAAGAAGAAAGCACCAACUGGAGUCCCGGUGUAUCAGCAGUCCUCUCUUCAAAAGGACGUUUGGGAGAUUCUGGAUGGGGACAAAGAUGACUUUUUGAUCUACGACAGAUGUGGUUUGCUCACAUUCCACAUUGUGCUGCCAAAUAGUUUCCUACAGAAUGCUGAUGUGGAGAAUGCAAUUACAGCUACUUAUACUCAAGACAUCUGCAACUGCUCUGGUAAUUCUACUUUAUCAGGAGGUGGCAACAAUUUCACGAGGAAUUCCUCUCAGUCGCACAGUGGAGUUCAGAGACCAGCUGAUGAGCCAGAGAAUGUGACCACGACAUUAGAGGCCAGUCCGAAUGACAGUCGUCAUGAGCAUGCCCACCACCAUCAUCCUCAUCAUCAGCAUCUCCACCACCAUCAUCCUCAUCAUCAGCAUCUCCACCACCAUCAUCCUCAUCAUCAGCAUCUCCACCACCAUCAUCCUCAUCUUCAACAACAUUCAAAGCACCAGAAUGAUGAUAGUUAUUAACUACAAUAGAAUUUACUCGUACAAAAAGUUUUGUUAGAAGUAACAACAUUCUCCGAGUAUCUGAAUAUAUUUUUAUACUUAAGUUGUGGAUUCCUUGAUGGUAUUUUCAUGCUUCUCUGCUGGGAUAAAGUGCACAGAUCUCCUCAUCUUCUCCCAUAAAUGAAGUCCACGGGGAAAAACCUGCCUGCAGGAGGCUGUGGAUGGAUGAACAGGAAGUGGUUUGGGUUCUGGUCACUUAGACAAAAGCAGAGGAAAGUUGGAAAUACUGUUUAGUACAUCAGUACUUUUUGUAGGAGGAGUCUCAACUAAUUCACUUGGUUUUUUUGACCACAUGUCUAUUUGGCAGUCUGCUCUUUGAGAAAUGAUAGAUGAUUUAAAUUCCUCUGUUGACACUUUUAGAUAACAAAAUAACACACUAUUUUGGUUAUUGCUGUCAUGUGAUACAUUUUUUCUGUGAUUAAUAAAUCAUGACCUGUAGUAAAAUAAUUUAAUUAACCUAUUUAAAUCUAGCCUAAUAAAUGCUGUCAAAAGCCGUA